Molecule: messenger RNA, 787 nt
Organism: Silurus meridionalis
Lineage: Eukaryota; Metazoa; Chordata; Actinopteri; Siluriformes; Siluridae
Gene: npy
Product: neuropeptide Y
Exons: 4
Coding region: 140-427 (95 amino acids)
Biological process (GO): feeding behavior; neuropeptide signaling pathway
Cellular component (GO): extracellular region
Molecular function (GO): neuropeptide Y receptor binding; neuropeptide hormone activity
Source: RefSeq, a predicted model, not a curated record
GUUCCGAUGGAGCGCGUCCUCGCCGUGCAACUAUAUAAACCCAGCACAGAAACCACCAGGCUUUCAGACACGACUCACAGCUCCACAGUGAGAAACUGCAGCCAGGAGCGGACGGGAGAAGACAGAGCAUCAACUAACUAUGCGUUUUCUUGCAAACGUGUGCGUCUGCUGGGUCGCGUGCAUCCUGCUGGUUGUAUGUUUGGGUGCAGUGGUGGAAGGAUAUCCGACAAAGCCGCAGAACCCAGGAGAGGGGGCACCUGUUGAGGAUCUGGCGAAGUAUUACACUGCGUUAAGACACUACAUCAACCUCAUCACGAGGCAGAGGUAUGGUAAAAGGUCAAACACUGAUGCAUUAUCCCCAGACCUGCUGUUUGGAGAUGCAGAGAUGCAACUGCGGUCCAGAUAUGAGGACCCUUUUAUGUGGUGAUGUCAAUGUAGAUAAAUAUGUCUCUUCUUGUUCACUUAGCAUCAUUGUUUGAGGCAAUAAUCAUAAUGACAUUAUCAGAAAUGGUUACUUUCAUGACUCCAUCUCAUUUAACUUUUGUGAUCUCAUAUGUAGUCCAUCUGUAACAAGCAUCAGGAUACAACAAACUUGUUAGUUAAAGAAUUACAGUCUGAGGUCUUUUUAGGACAUUGUUGCUAUUACAUUGAAUCACUUAAGAUGCUCAUGAUGUUAUUACAUGUAAAAAAAAAUUGCAUGUAACCUGCAUCCCCUAUAGACUUCCUAUAUUUGUUGUACGCAUUAUAGCUGCACCAAUAAAAACAAUUACUGACUGGUGUGAUAUAA